GCUCCGCGGGUGCGCGCGCGGCUCUCGUCUCGGCUACGGUGUGAACGCGCUCGGUGUGUUUAAAGGGUCGAUCGCGACGGCGCGUCCACGACACACCAUCCGACUGCUCUGCGCAUGGACUGCGUUUUUGUCUUUUUCUUUUUAAAUCUUCUUUUUAUAAUAAUUUAAGCAGCGGCGAAACGGCAGAAGGAGCAGAUUUCGGGAUCCGCGCGUCUUUAGUAUUUAAUAACGUUUAAUCUGCAGAUGAGAACCGCGGGAGACCAGUUGCUUCUGUAAAUAUUAUAUGAAAGUUGAAUGUUGAGACCAUUUCGGACAGUACUCUUAAAGCUGUUUUUUUUUUUUUUUUUAAAGUAAAAAUAUAUAGUGCUACAGGUGCUGUUUGGCAUGUUUUUUACAUGUUUACUGCCAGGUGUUUAGUUAAAUAAUUAAGAAUAAGAUGAUGUAGAGGUGCGUUUACGAACGUGUUUGCGCUCCAACCGAGGCGUUACUGGCAGUUACACAGCGUCCGCGGGAAGACUCGGUGCCACCCGGUGCGAGGAGGUUUUUAUUUUUAUUUUUUUAUUAAUAAAUUAAAAAAAGGAAAAAAAAAAAAGACUGAACUUAAGGAAGACGUGUGUAAACGCCCGCAGCGCAGAUGGAGCCGGGAGCGCCGGACUCGAACCAGCAGCCAGCGCGGAGGCGGAGAUGUUCGGGCAGCUGGAGGAGAAACAGACUGAACAAACAAGGGGCCGUGGUGGUGGACGUGGAGCUCGGGCGCGAGCCGGGGCUGGACGCGAAGGGGGACAAGCAGGGGGAGCCGGAGCCUCUCCGCUGGCCCUCGGAGGAGAAAGGCAGCGCGCACAGCGCGCACUCGCCGCCCUCGCUCCCCUCCGCCGACUCGAGCUCGGGUUCGAGCAGCUCGUGCUCCAGCCCCCCUACCCCCCCCGCCGCCCCCUCGAGCCGCAGCUCGGACCCGCGCUCCUCGGCGCCCGCGUGGGCUGUGGCCGCCGGCAGCUCGGACUCCGAGGAGGACCCCCCCGACAGGAAAGUGGCCGCCGAGUCGCGACCCCCGCCGGAGAGUCGCAGGGAGCAGGAGGAGAAGGACGAGGUGGAGACCAAGGCCGUGGCCACUUCACCUGACGGCAGGUACCUCAAGUUCAACAUCGAGAUCGGGAGGGGCUCCUUCAAGACGGUCUACAAAGGCCUGGACACGGAGACCACCGUGGAGGUGGCCUGGUGCGAGCUGCAGACCCGGAGGCUGACAAAGAUGGAGCGGCAGCGUUUCAGCGAGGAGGUGGAGAUGCUCAAGGGCCUGCAGCACCCCAACAUCGUGCGCUUCUACGACUCCUGGAAGUCCACCAUCAAAGGCCACAAGUGCAUCAUCUUGGUCACUGAGCUCAUGACCUCAGGAACCCUGAAAACGUACCUGAAGCGAUUCAAGGAGAUGAAGCUGAAACUCCUACAGCGCUGGAGCCAUCAGAUAUUGAAGGGGCUGCACUUCCUGCACACCCGCACCCCUCCCAUCAUCCACCGCGACCUCAAAUGCGACAACAUCUUCAUCACCGGCCCCACGGGCUCCGUCAAGAUCGGGGACCUAGGGCUGGCCACGCUCAAGAGCGCCUCCUUCGCCAAGAGCGUCAUCGGCACUCCCGAGUUCAUGGCCCCGGAGAUGUACGAGGAGAAGUACGACGAGGCCGUGGACGUCUACGCCUUCGGCAUGUGCAUCCUGGAGAUGGCCACGUCCGAGUACCCGUACUCCGAGUGUCAGAACGCCGCCCAGAUCUACCGCAAAGUCACGAGCGGUAUGAAGCCAGACAGCUUUUUCAAAGUGAAAGUCCCCGAGCUAAAAGAGAUCAUCGAGGGAUGCAUACGCAUGAAUAAAGACGAAAGGUACACAAUCCAGGACCUGCUGGAACACACCUUCUUUCACGAGAACAACGGCGUGCGAGUGGAGCUGGCCGAGGAGGACGACGGGGUCAAGUCGGAACUCAAGCUGUGGUUGCGCAUGGACGACACCAAGAAGCUGCACGGGAAGUACAAGGACAACAACGCCAUCGAGUUCCUGUUCGAGCUCUACAAGGACGUGCCCGAGGAGGUGGCGCAAGAGAUGGUGGUCUUGGGCUUCAUGUGCGAAGCUGAUUACAAGUUAGUUGCCAAAGCCAUCCGGGACCGAGUCACGACCAUCAGGAGGCAGCGGGAGAAGCUGCGGAAGCAGGCGGAGGAGCAGCGGAAGAAGAAGCAGGAGGAGGUCGCUGAGGAGGAGCCAGAGUCUGAACUGCAGGCCACGAAGGCCAACGGUCCAACCUCAGAGGCCUCCCCACCAGCCCAGGCCCCGCCUGCACUGACCAUCUCUGGCCCUACCCCUCCUUUGGCCAACGGCUCUGCGGACUCCGGACUCUGCACCAGCCUCCCGUGGGAGUCGGAGGAUCUCAAGCCCUACCAGCACUACCAGAUCCGACAGGCCAGCUGCUCCCCGGCCACUUCCGACUGCGAGACGGACGGCUAUCUGAGCCCCUCCGGAUUCGUGGACCCCCUCGACGCGGUCCCCCAGGCGGCGGCGGCGGCGAACGCCGGCCGGUCCGCUCCGGCUCCUCCCGCAGUACCGACAGAGGCUCCACCCACGCAAGCCCUGCAGAUCCCGGCCCUGCGAUUCCCAUCGAGUUUCGCGGUGUCCCACACCGUCGAACACGCUCACUCCGGCACGGCCAGCGGCUUUUCCUCCCCUGUUGACAGCUACACCUCCGAUGUGACGUCGGGCUUGAGCGAUGGUUACGAGGGCCCGUCGGAGAAGCGCGCCGGCGGCCCCGACCGACGGACCACGAGCAAGCUUUUGAGGAGGAAGGCUCGGCCCCGGCUACGCAUAACCGGGCUGUCAGACAGAGUGGACCGCGUGGUCGAGUGCCAGCUGCAGACGCACAACAACAAGAUGGUGACGUUCAAGUUCGACCUGGACGGCGACAGUCCGGAGGACAUCGCCACGGUCAUGGUGCACAACGAGUUCAUCCUCCCCGCGGAGCAGGACGGAUUCGUUCACCGCCUGCGGGAAAUCAUCAAGCGGGCCGAGGUCCUCUUGAAGAAGGAACCCCCGGGCCAGGCGGACGCUGCGGGGAGCGCCCUCCUGCCCCACCUGAGCAAAGUGGGAAUGCUGUCUGCCUCUCAGCCUGAUCUGCAUAUGCACGGCCUGGCUCGCACCCACUCCUCCUCGUCCCUGCCCGAUUUUGGCCUCAAGACCCCGGAGCAGGGCACGUGGGAGCGAACGCCCACGGUCGCCGCGGACUUCUUCGUCGACCCCGAUGCGGCGCAGCCUGUGCGGCCCCUGCGCUCGCAGUCCUUCCACACGACCUCAGGGUCUACCCAGCCUCCUCCUGCUCAACCUCCUCCCAUUUCCCAGCAUCUGCCAGUACCCACCCCUGAACCUGUUCCCAUAAUGCCAGUUAAGCAGGUUACCAACUUGCCCCAAUACCCAGUGACUCAUUACAUGCCCAACAGCUCUUUACAGUUCCCUUACCCGGUCACCCAGGGUUCCCCCAAUCCUCCCCAUCAAGCCCUGCCCCGUGUGGCCAGCCACCCCGACUUGUCCUCAGCCUCCUCGCUGGGCUCUCCGAGCCCGACGAACCAGGGCAACGUCGACGGCAGACCUGCACCGCCCCCGACUCAAAAGGCAGCUCAGCUUCAGCCCCAGCAACCCGCCCUGUGGCCCCCCGACACGCAACAGCCCCUCUUUUCCCUGGCCAGCGUGCUCACGCUGGCCAUAAGCAUGGCACAGUCCUUGAUACCCCCCACCACCCAGCCGAGCCCCCUAACCCAAAGCUUGCCCUCGCUCUCGAGCUUCCAGCCUCAGCUGGCUGCCCCCAUCGGCCCCCAACAGGCCUACGGUGCAACAUUCAUACCACAGCCUGCGAUGCCUGGAGAACAACCUCACCACCCCGGGGGGCUUCCUGGCCAACACCUAGAUGCGCAUACCCGCACGCCCGAGGGUGCGCUGAAAACUCAGCAAGUCGGCCAGCCUUGCCCCGCCGGGGCCUCGAAUGCGUCCUCUGAGGUACCUGUACCAACGGCUCCUUCGGAAGGCUCCGGGUCUCCUGCCGCACAACCCAGCGUUUCAAACACCAGCCAACCUUCGCUACCUCAACCUAGUCCCAGUGGGGACCCUUUUCCACCCUCGAGAGCUGUGGCAGAGGACCAGGCAGACAAGCCAAGUUCCCCUACCACAUCCUCCUCUUCUCCUCCUUCCAUCAGCCCACAGGACACGGUGUCUCCAAGGAGACCAUCAUCCCCACAAGCUGUGCCUGAAGCCACCACAGCAGCCACCAAGUGUGAAGAACCGAGCCCCUCGGUCAAAGUGGGUCGCUUCCACGUGAGCCCCAGCACGGAGACCGUGGACGUUCCGCCGGCCCCAGCCGCGGACGCGCUCGCCUCCAGCGGCAGCCGCGCCACACGGGACAGCAACGCGGAGAGCAGCACGGAGGAGCAGGAGGAGUCGGAGGAGAGCCUCGGCACGGUGACCUCGUCCCCCUCGCGGCAGGCCCCCGCCGGCCCUCUGCAGGACGUCGACAACGACGUCUCGCACCAGGGCCCGAAGGAGCCGGAGGAAGAGGAGGCACAGAGGAGCCAGCAUGUAGACACCACCUGGGAGAACCCCGAGUGGGGGGAGGGCGCAGGGAAUCCCCAGCACUCCGUGGCCUUUCACCCGCCCUGGAUGAGCUACAGUCGCAACUCGUACCAGAGCAGCGACGACACGGAGAGCGAGGACGAGGACGAGGACAUGUGGGAGGAGCUCAAGGAGCUCAGGCUGAGGCACCUGAUGGAGGUCGAGGAGCUGCAAACUGCCCAAAAGCAGGAGAUCAUUGAGCUGUACAAAAGGAUGGGCAAGGUGCCCCCGCCGGCCAUCGUCGCCUCUGCUGCCAUGCUGUCCAGUCGGCAAAGACGCCUGUCCAAAGGGGGGGGUUACUCCACCUCCCGCAAGAACAGCCUGCAAAGACUGGACAUGCUGCCACCUGCUGGGAUCAUGAGGAAGAAUUCGGUGAGUGGCAGUAGCAGCAGCUCACAGGAGCGGUCCACCAAAGGGGUGACCUUCGCUGUCGACUACAGAAUGUGAGGAGGCCGAUGAGCCUGCGCAUUGCUUCCGCACAAGAGCACAACGCCAUCCGCCGUCCACUGUGCAGCAAGGAGGCGUCCAAGUAGAAGGGGACUCCUUUUCCUCAACAGCAGCAGCGAGGGGUCCAUCAGAACCAUUCACUGGGUUGCGAGUCAGCAGAACCAGCACAGCUGACCUGUCAAUGCUCAGUCAUGUAGAGCCGUUUCAGACCACACCGGGUCGGCAGCACACGUUUCCGUCCACAGCGCACCCUCGCAGUUGGUAUCAAGGCUGCUGCGUUGCCAUGACCACUGUGGUCACCCUAAAAAAGGGAGGCAGAGUACAACCUGUGCUUUUGAUCCCUUUCUGGAAUAAGUAUUGCUUUUGUAACUGUAGGCACAGUACAGUGAGACCUUCACACACACAUUGUAUUUGUCCCAAAGGUCUCAAAGCUCUUGCACUUUCUCACUUUUGUCCUUUGGACACAAAGUCUCGGCGCCCCCUGGUGGUGAAACUCAGAUGAAGUUUGUGGCUUUUUAUCCUUUUUCUUUUAAUAACUUAAGUUUCAAUGUGAUGAAAUUAACUAUUUUUGUGAAUGAAUCAUAACACUGCGCAUUGUGACUGCACAACCAAGGAACAAGUGCCUUCUCAUGGUUACCGUUACUUAACAGAGCACAUUAGUAAUUAGAAUCAGUUAAAAUGACAGGUAAUAGAAAAUCUAAGUGUAUAUUUAAGUUUUGGGAAAUAAGAGUAUUUUAUACAUUAAAAAAGCAUAAUGUAUAAUAUAUAAGGCAGUAUACAAAACAAAGGUAUUAAAAUUAACAUAUUAACACCUGACUUUAUAUUUGCACAUAAAACAGCCACUAUUAUACACACACCGAUAUGAAGAAUUAACUGCACUGAAUCAGUCUGACAAGCGCACUGCUACAACGCAACUAAUAUUCGAGAUUUUUUGUGCGGUGGUCAUGUCUGAACUGUGAAAUACGAAUGCUGACAAAUUUCCUUAAGACGUUCCCUUCGUCGGAUCAUUUCCUCGAAGUUUUUUCAGUUGCAAAAUAUCCACAGUAGAUGAACACUGAAGACACCAAACUAUAAAUUAGGCUUAAUGGAGGUGAAUGAUGAGAUGUAAAUCUUCACAGCUUUUGUACAUAACUCACGCUACACAGCCGAGAAAGAUGUCAACUCUGCAUUCAAGCUCUAACUCAAGUGUCUAGAUGAAUUAGAAAAGCACAAAAUUUCAGAUAAUGGAAAUAAUUACAAUUCAUACAGAUCAUAUCACAAUGUAAUCUUUCAAUGUUUUCUCACUCCACCACUCUGAGCCCAAACAAAUAUACGGUAACUUGAGACCUGUUAUCACUUAAAGUCAAAAAUCACCAGCUUAAGUGUUAUCCUCCCUGCAU
This is a messenger RNA of Scleropages formosus (Asian bonytongue), 6456 nucleotides long. Its product is annotated as serine/threonine-protein kinase WNK4-like. The coding region runs from base 635 to 5077 and encodes 1480 amino acids. Lineage: Eukaryota; Metazoa; Chordata; Actinopteri; Osteoglossiformes; Osteoglossidae. The record is from RefSeq and is a predicted model, not a curated record. Gene Ontology annotation, biological process: protein phosphorylation. The transcript has 20 exons. Gene Ontology annotation, molecular function: ATP binding; protein serine/threonine kinase activity.